Messenger RNA from Fibroporia radiculosa, 546 nucleotides. RefSeq lists its product as uncharacterized. Lineage: Eukaryota; Fungi; Basidiomycota; Agaricomycetes; Polyporales; Fibroporiaceae. The record is from RefSeq and is a predicted model, not a curated record. Gene Ontology annotation, cellular component: nucleus; TRAPP complex; cytoplasm. The transcript is spliced from 4 exons. Gene Ontology annotation, biological process: endoplasmic reticulum to Golgi vesicle-mediated transport. The coding region runs from base 1 to 546 and encodes 181 amino acids.
AUGUCUCACCACCUGUACCUGCUUUCGCCCUCAGACACUCCGUUGUACAGUCUCACGCAUUAUUCGUCGAAGCCGGCACAAGCAACGGUGACUUCGCCUCUGGCAUCAAAUCUUCCGAGCUGGUCGACUUCCGCCUUUGCCGGAACUCUGACUGCCUUAUCUGGUGCUACGAGCGCGACCCAGCCGCACCAUGUGCAGGGAGGGACAGUGCGGGUCGGAGGGGGGCAGGACAGGCAUGUCAUACAAAUGAUCGCCAACGCUAGUUUGGAUGUUAUUGAGGAGGUUGUACGGAAGGAGAAUGCAAUGUAUCUGAAGUCUGUGGACAAGUUCAAUGAAUGGACGGUUUCUGCGUUUGUUACACCAGGAAAUAUGAAGUUCGUGUUGCUGCAUGAGGCGCGCAACGACGAUGGGAUCAAGGCUUUCUUCAACGAUGUCUGGGAGCUAUAUGUCAAGACGAUGCUCAACCCGUUCCACACCGCCCAUACUCCCAUCCGAAGUCCAGUAUUUGAUUCGAGGGUCAGGGCCAGUGCAAAAAAGUACCUUUAA